ACCCUCAUUCUUUGACUAAAACUUUACUAUGGCUAAAGUGGAUCAACCUUUGUUUAUAUUACCAAAGAAGAGAAACGGGAAAAAGCAAAAUAAUGUUGUCAGCCAUGUCGACCAUAUCAUAUGCGUUCAAGGUGUAGAAGAACCCGACUUGCCGGCAAUAUACAAGAACCUUUCACCAGUUACGGAACAUGUUGUUAAUGGUACCAUACAUUCCACUAUGGAAGGUCUCAAGUCAAACAUGAAAAUAAACUUGCCAAUCAUCAGUGAUGUCAAUGAUGAAGAAACCAAUGACAUACAAGAUACAGAUUCCCAACAAAAGUUGAUAACUGGGCCGAGGAACAUCUACCAGCCCCUAUCUUCCAUACAUAAUAGUCGAGAAAUCAUGGACUUGUCACCUAUAUAUGAAAACUCAUCUGAAGGAUACUCCAGCCAUGGUGAUUUAAGGGAAUCCCAUGACAAUGACUUAAUGAAAAGUUGCAAAAUUUUUAACUCUGAUCUUAAUGACAGUUCUUCUGCUACACCAUGCAGCAUGACUCAAACUCAAUCGGAAAAUAGCUUUGAACUGGGAACCCUUACUGAUAGUCUUAAGAACAGCGCUAAGAGGAAAAAACGAGUCAACAUUGUACCAGAAAUUACGGAAACUGAAAACACUGACAAUGAAAUCACUGCUUUGAGAGUUGACUCAGAGGACUCAAAUUCAGCUGAUUACUCAUUAAAUGAUAAUUCGAAGGAAGGCUAUUUGACCAUGACUGGAACAAUCAAGAGAGGCAAAAAGAAAGGGCAGAAUGUAGAUGUUAAACUGAACAUAUCCAGAGAGGAACUUGAGAUUAUAGAGGCGGGCAUUGUAGCUGAAGAAUACAACAAGAUGGAUAUAUCAAAAUGCUCCAUGUAUAAUGGACCGCAUGUAUUUUUAUUCAGCCUGUUAUGCAUACCAUUUGUUACUUGUAUUUCAGCAAUUUACUCUUUCUAUAUAGGAACACUGGCUUGGUAUAACAUUUUUACUCAUGUAACUGAGGAGUUGAAUUGUAUAAAAAAGGUGUUCUUGGCACCAAUUGUGAUCUUGUCGUAUCCAUUUUUGAUAAUUAUAUUUACUGUUGGAUUGGGACUAUAUGCUGGCAUAGUCCAGUUGACAUUUAGCGGAGCAAAUUGGUGGAAAGAUGUAUGCGAUUUCGAGAAAGGUUUUUAUGGCUGGCUAUGCAAUGCCCUGGGUAUGUCUGAAUGUAGUCCAUAUGAAGUUGUUGUGCUAAUGGAUGUGAAACCAGCUUAAAUCAAACUGUACUGAUAAUUUUGUACUUACAACUGCUAUUUUUACUCAAUAAUUAGACUGAUGUAUUUCAUGCAUUUGGUAAGAUUGUAAUGAAAUGUAGCUAAUAUUUAUAAAACAAUUGUAGGGAAGAGCAACAAUGCUGUCGUUAGGUGAAUGUUCCAACUUCCAUUUCGUACUUAAGCAACAUUCCAAUAUGUGCUAGUCUAGUCAUUUUUCUAAAAUUAAAGUAAGGUCAUGAUUGUACCUCAUUAACAUUGAUGUCUGUAUGAAAUUGUAUAGUGAUUGAAUGACCGACCAAUGGACACUGGCCAACUCCAUUCCAUGCACUCAUGGGUGGCAUGGGCUCCGCCACAAACAUCCGGAAACAUGGGGCUCCAUGGUGACUAAAAUCCUCUCUGAGGAGACUCAGCUUUGCAUUGUUAAAGAUUGCUGGCACCUACUUCCACUGAAAAAUAUACUUAGCCAUCCAGAGGGGAAAUGUUGCUAGCUUCCGUGGUAUGAUGCCCCAUAGUGCAGAUUUAAAUAAAAUUUUCAAAAUUUAACAAGAAGUUCGAGUCAAAUAAGAUUUCUGUUUAUUUUAUACAUUCCACUUGAUGUUAAAUGGAAAUUAAUCCUAAGCAUAUUUACUUAUACUAUUUAUUAUUUUACUUAUUCAAUGCCAUAUAAAUUCUAAACUAUUGAUGUUUCAAAGUCACAAAUAAUAAGGGUUGUAACCUACUGAC
Messenger RNA from Hyposmocoma kahamanoa, 1989 nucleotides. Its product is annotated as transmembrane protein 169. NCBI's taxonomy places the organism in Eukaryota, Metazoa, Arthropoda, Insecta, Lepidoptera, Cosmopterigidae. The transcript has 2 exons. The record is from RefSeq and is a predicted model, not a curated record. Bases 29 to 1267 code for a protein of 412 amino acids.